Lichtheimia ornata is the source of this 1131-nucleotide messenger RNA. RefSeq lists its product as uncharacterized. The record is from RefSeq and is a predicted model, not a curated record. The transcript has 9 exons. Lineage: Eukaryota; Fungi; Mucoromycota; Mucoromycetes; Mucorales; Lichtheimiaceae. Gene Ontology annotation, molecular function: GTPase activator activity. Gene Ontology annotation, biological process: positive regulation of GTPase activity; endoplasmic reticulum to Golgi vesicle-mediated transport. Gene Ontology annotation, cellular component: endoplasmic reticulum membrane. The coding region runs from base 1 to 1131 and encodes 376 amino acids.
AUGACGCGACGACGAACUAAACCAGCUACGAAACGGCAUCGGAGAGGAGCGAGUGCAUCGUCCAAAAAGAUAGCUGAAAUCAACGAUGCCUUGAAGGAGAACGACAUUGCAGCACUAAGACAUCUCGGUCGUACGAUGGGUGGUUUUCUCAAUGACAGCAUCCGAAGAAAAGCUUGGCGAGCGUUGCUUGGAUACGAGAACAGGCAACAGAACCUCCAUGACAAACACAAGGAUGAAUCUCAAGUUGCAUUGGAUGUUGCACGGUCAUUCAACACGUUCCCAAAGGAUCUCAAGCCAAAGACCAAAAAUCAGCUGCGAAGUAAACUACAAUCGGUUAUCUUGCAUGUGUUACGUGCAUAUCCCAAGUUGCACUAUUACCAGGGAUUCCAUGAUAUCGCCUCUGUCUUUGCAUUGGUCUUUAACGAAAAGGAUGCUGGCAUUCUGAUGGAACAUGUGGCCCUCUUUUUUCACAGAUGCGAUCACAUCACUGGAGCUGGUGUUUUACCUUAUUAUUGCUUGAGUUGGGUGAUUACAUGGCUCAGCCACGACUUGGAUGAUGUCAACAAGAUUUUACGCCUCUUUGAUCUUUUCCUUUGCUCGAAUCCAUUGAUGCCAUUGUAUCUUUCAGCUGCCUUGGUGCUCUCUCGACGAAAACAGGUGUUGAUGGAGGAAUGUGAUCCAAGCAUGAUUCAUACCACGUUGAGCAAAGUACCGCAAGACAUGCCCAUUGAACAUUUGAUCCAGUGGGCGAUAAAGUUGGAAACCGCAUAUCCGCCAAAGUCACUGCAGCGGGAAAGCGGGAUUGGCCUUGAUCAAGUAUCAGCUAUCAAUACCUAUGAGGAUCUCUGGAUCAUGGAGGACGAGGUGGAAGCAUCACGAGAACAAGCAUGCAACAUUAUUGCCAUGUUACCAGAAGAGCGACUUCCUAUGGAUACCAGCGGCAUGCAUGAUAGCAGUGCUCAGAAAAUAUUGGGUCGAUUACGAGCGAUUUACCACCGCGAUACAGCCAUGUGGUCAGUGUUACUACUAAGUACGGGCGUAGUGGCGCUUGCAAUUAUCACUUCCAACACCGAUGCCAUACGAGAAUGGUGGAUGACAUUAGGCUCAGCAGGACAUUUCCCGUUGUUGUGA